Molecule: messenger RNA, 225 nt
Organism: Fonsecaea erecta
Lineage: Eukaryota; Fungi; Ascomycota; Eurotiomycetes; Chaetothyriales; Herpotrichiellaceae
Exons: 2
Coding region: 1-225 (74 amino acids)
Source: RefSeq, a predicted model, not a curated record
AUGUCCGCACCAAACCCAGGUCGUCAGUCUCCGGACCCUGAACAUCAGACCGGCGCUCAACAACAAGACCAUCCCUCUCAACCGGGGACUGGAAAGCUCGACAACUCUAAAGACAAGAAUGAAGGCAAAGACGAUCAAACCGCCAGCCUCUCGAGCAAUCCAAAGCACAUCCUUCAAGAUCAUGCCGAAACAAAGACGGCCAAGGGUACAGGAGCGUCGAGCUAG